AUGGAAGGUAUCAAUGGCACCAUCUUCGCAUAUGGUCAGACGGGCAGUGGCAAGACUUUCACCAUUACCGGAGGUGCCGAAAGGUAUGAAGACAGAGGACUGAUUCCACGCACCAUUGCCUACAUCUUUGAGGAGUUCAAAAAGCGGAAAGACGCAUCAUACCGCAUGUUUAUCUCCUACCUGGAGAUCUACAACAAUGAUGGUUAUGAUCUGCUGAGUCGAGAGGAAACAACUUCCAAAUUGGAGGACCUUCCAAAAGUGCAACUGCGUGAAGAUGAGGAGGGAAACAUUCAUUUGCGCAACCUCUCUGUGAACAUGGCACAGAAGGAAGAGGAUGCGCUAAACUUGCUCUUCCUGGGGGACACGAACCGCGUGGUCGCAGAGACGCCAAUGAACGAUGUCUCUACGCGAAGCCAUUGCAUGUUUAUCAUGUGGGUUGAGUCGACGAAACCCGACAGCGACACGGUUAGGAGAGCCAAAUUGCACUUGGUUGAUCUUGCUGGCAGCGAGCGAAUCUCCAAAUCCGGGGUUGAGGGUCAGCUUCAAAAAGAAGCUCGCUACAUCAACUUGUCCUUGCACUAUCUGGAGCAAGUCAUCGUUGCGUUGCACGAGCGCACCACCGGAGGGCGAAAUCAUGUGCCUUACAGGAACUCGAUGAUGACUUCUGUUCUGCGGGAUUCUCUCGGUGGAAAUUGUAAGACUGUCAUGGUGGGCACUGCAGCGAUUGAAGACCGGCAUCUUGAAGAGUCCAUGUCGACGUGCCGCUUCGCGCAGCGGGUAGCUGCCAUCAAGAACAACGCCACGAUCAAUGAGGAGCUGGACCCCGCGCUGCUGAUCCGACGUCUGAAGAAGGAGGCCGCCGAGCUGAAGGACGAGCUGAAGCUCCUUAACGGCGAUGACGCUGAGGACUUGAAUGAGGAUGACAAGAAGGAGUGCCAGAAGUUGGUGCAGGCAUACCUCGUUCAGCAGGACCCCGAGGCACUCUUCGUGGCCGGGUCACUGGCUCGGUAUCAGGAGUGCUUCUCCUUGCUUCGUGAGAUCUAUUGGCAGAAGGCGGGCUCCAAUGAGCCGCCCAAGAUGAACGGUGCUGAGCCAAGGAUCCAAGGAAACCUCCUUGGAACCCUUGAAGGAACACUUCAACAGCUCCGUCAAGAGGUUGCCAUGCGUGACCAAGAGAUCAGCAUGUUGGUUGGUUCCUUGAGCAAGAGGGGUAACGCCAAAGAGGCUGCAACGGCAGGUCCCAUCUUCAUCCCAGCAGCGGGCGCAGCGUCAGCCGGAACAUCGGCUGGCACGCAAGGCCAGGGCAACGAGGGACCAGCUUCAACACCCGAGAGGGUCGCAGGAUGUGUGGCAGGAGCGGACUCUGCCGCUCUGCUGCUUGACAGGAACAAAGCCUUUGACGCCUUCCGCAAGUCCGUGCGUCGCAGUGAGACACUGGAUGAAGGUCGCGACACGCGGAAACAGCUGGUGAUCGAAGCCAAGGACGUGGGCGAGCGGGCGAAUGCAGCAAGAGCAUCGGUGCAAACGAUACAAAGCAAGAUUGAGAAGGAGCGCUUGGGAAGAAUGAUGGGCACCGGACCCCACGAUCCCAGUUGCAAGGAGAAUGUGGUGCCAGCUGACACUCCUGAGGUCGCAGCGCUGGAGCGAGAGAAGGAGGAGAAGAUUUCUACCUACAAGAAGUGCAUGGAAAGACUGAAAGUGGUUAAGGCCGAGAUCGAGAAACACAAGUCUGCUGCAAAGGAAAAUCAGGAGCGUUUGCAGCGAGACUUUGAGGCGUGGUACCUCUCCUUGCAGGCUCACCAGGCAGACCUGACCGUUGAAGCUGCAGGUGAUUCAGGCCCAGCGAGGCCAGCGUCUGCUGGCAGCCCCUCACCAGUUCCGGAAGCAAGUCCUAGGAGCAACUCUGCCAAAGAAAUACGGAAAGUGCCGGCAGGUGUGCCAGCUGUGCCUGCUACCUCACUUCAAUCACCUCCCCUCGCACCAGCAGAAGCGUUCACAGGUCAUCAACAGACGGACGAUGACAUUCGGGCAUACUUCGCAGCCGUUGCAGAUUUGGAGUCCCGCUGA
Messenger RNA from Cladocopium goreaui, 2067 nucleotides. NCBI's taxonomy places the organism in Eukaryota, Dinophyceae, Suessiales, Symbiodiniaceae. The record is from the annotation of a GenBank genome assembly.